Fimicolochytrium jonesii is the source of this 462-nucleotide messenger RNA. Its product is annotated as mitochondrial ribosomal protein L37-domain-containing protein. Gene Ontology annotation, molecular function: structural constituent of ribosome. Gene Ontology annotation, cellular component: mitochondrial large ribosomal subunit. Lineage: Eukaryota; Fungi; Chytridiomycota; Chytridiomycetes; Spizellomycetales; Powellomycetaceae. The record is from RefSeq and is a predicted model, not a curated record. The transcript is spliced from 2 exons. The coding region runs from base 1 to 462 and encodes 153 amino acids.
AUGCACCACUCAACAACGACGACCUUCCGCUGCAUAGCACGCACAGCCUCCCAACAACAAUGUCAACGGAAUGUAGUGGCACGGUGUAGCAUCCCAUCACAAACGAGAGCAUUCGGAGCGUCCGUUCGUGUUGCGAGUCCAGCCGCAACCGCAACCUCCUCUCCACCCUCCUCCACCUCUGACUCCACCCCUACCAACUCCACCUCCGAAACCGCGCCCUACGUCGGCCCCCUCGAACCCUCCUCCUGCCCCCCCGGCACCGUCAUGAAAGGACUCAACAUAUUCGCAGGCAAAGCGGACCCCGUGGCGUUACCGGACAACGAGUACCCCGCGUGGGUGUGGAGGCUGCUGGACCCGCCGAAGAAGGAGUGGACGGAGGAGGAGAAAUUGAGUAUGGAUUAUUUGAGGGUGGUGACGAAGAUGAAGAUUAAGGCGAAUUCUUUGGCGAAGAGGAGUAAAUAA